Molecule: messenger RNA, 1214 nt
Organism: Ictidomys tridecemlineatus (thirteen-lined ground squirrel)
Lineage: Eukaryota; Metazoa; Chordata; Mammalia; Rodentia; Sciuridae
Gene: Fxyd3
Product: FXYD domain containing ion transport regulator 3
Biological process (GO): regulation of sodium ion transmembrane transporter activity
Cellular component (GO): membrane
Molecular function (GO): sodium channel regulator activity
Source: RefSeq, a predicted model, not a curated record
GCCACCUUCUGGAGUGGGAGGCAGCCCCCCACCUAGCACUGGGCUGUGGACCCAGGAACCUUGCUCCCAGCACCUUGGGAGGCGCAAGAGCCUGGGAGCCUAGUCUCCCAGGGCAGGCUGGGGGUGGUGGCCUGGUCCGGGCACCCUUAUUUGGUGUUCCAGUGUCUCCUUCACAUCAUGACCUUGGUCAUAUCAGCAUCUUCUACUGACCCUCAAAUGGUGUCAACAAAGACAUAUGGCCUGGAAGGGACUUUAAAGUCCCCAUAGUGACCAGUAAUCCCUCCCCCAAGCAAAACACACCAUCCAAGCCAAAGAAGUUGGGUUGCUAGGUGGAUGGGUCACCUCUCUCCCUAGCCUUGCCAGAUGGGGGCUCUGCCAUCAGAGACCCCAGAACCUUCCCCCUCCAAGAUCUCUUUCUGGUUUCAGGAGAUUAGAGAAAGUCCCACCCCUAAUUCAAGGGACCAAGUUCCCAGCCCAUCCUGUUCUCCCUGCACCUCACCUGAGGUUGCUGAACCCUUGGUGACCUGUGGCCGUGACAGGGGAGGGGGUGGAGCUGUCUCUUUAAGAGCAGGAGUGGGGUGGGGGAGCCCCCAGCCUUAGGGAGACCGGCUGGUUCUCUACCUGCCCAGGUUUGCUCAGGGCGUGGCAGCUGCAGAUAGAGGCAGAACUAGGACUCCACUGGCAACUGGCUUUCUCCCGGAACCUCAGCUCUGCCACAGGAGCCAGCACCAGGUCCGUCCUCGACAUGCAAGAGGUGGCUCUCAGGCUGCUCGUCCUCCUGGCAGGUCUGCCUGCACUGGACGCCAACGACCCGGAAGAUAAAAACAGUCCUUUCUACUAUGAUUGGUACAGCCUUCGGGUCGGAGGACUCAUCUGUGCAGGGGUCCUGUGCGCCAUCGGCAUCAUUGUCCUCAUGAGUGGAAAGUGCAAAUGCAGAUUCAGCCCAAAGCCCAGUCACCGGCCAGGGGAUGCCCCACCUCUCAUCACUCCAGGCUCUGCCCACAACUGCUGAGGUUGGACCAGCUGAAGGAACACGAGGGCCUGUCUUUGUCCCCAAGUCCUGGCUGUCCACAGGAGCCCGAACUCCAGGGUAACAUCCUCCCGCCCCUCCCCAGGCUGCCUUGCUGGGGCCUCGCCUCACGGCUCACGGGAGGGAGCUCUUUGUUCAAUGUUUUAAUACAAAACCUUCCGGCCUGCCGCCUGGACAGCCUGCA